Molecule: messenger RNA, 4142 nt
Organism: Schizosaccharomyces japonicus yFS275
Lineage: Eukaryota; Fungi; Ascomycota; Schizosaccharomycetes; Schizosaccharomycetales; Schizosaccharomycetaceae
Product: SAGA complex subunit Hfi1
Exons: 4
Coding region: 447-1487 (346 amino acids)
Biological process (GO): positive regulation of DNA-templated transcription
Cellular component (GO): nucleus; SAGA complex; SAGA-type complex
Source: RefSeq, a predicted model, not a curated record
UUUCGAAAUUGCUGAAACGGCAAAGUUUAGUAACUACUGUUGAGAGUUGCGCUUCAUGUAUAUUUCGUUUAAUGAGUGUUGUUACUCCUCAAUUACCGUGAAAUGUGAGAAACUUGUUGGUACUUACUAUAAGUAAGUUUAAAGUUGCCUCUGUAAGCCCAACGAAUACGACCAAAAUAGUGCACUGUGCACGGGGGGAAGAAGAAUCAUUUGGUGAUAAUUCAAAUCGUAUUAUAUCUGUUUGUCCGCGUGGCACAGCAUCUUCAUUUUCAUAAUGGAUCGGCAGACUUGAAGCGCUGCAAGUUAAUCCGUAACAACUCCAGCAAUCAACUACUAUAUUGUACUGUACAGAAAGCAACUGUUUUUCGCGGUUCUUGGUAUUAAUUUUAAACUUGAAAGUUCAUUUUGUAGGUCGUUAAACAUGUUCUUUAUUAACCUCUCCAACCAUGGAAGCCAACAAAGUGAACUCAGAAAUGGGGACAAACACGCAAACCAAGCAAAAGAAACAGCAACUGAAUGAACGUUAUGACUCUAAAAGGGCGCAAGGGGUUAUGUCAAAGCAAAAGCAAUUACUUGGAGACGAUUUUGAAAUGUAUACUACUAUGGUCACCGAUUUUUUGAUUGGACAGGCAAACAGAAAUGAACUGAACAAAUAUCUUAAGAAAUUCCUAAAAAACCCCAAAUUUGUAAAACUACACAACACUCUCAUACUCGAAAUUCUUAAAAGCCUGCGGAAUCGGACCGAAAAAAUAAAGACAGACGUUGUUUGGGUUAAAAGAAAGAAAUCUGACGCGUUCCUGCUAACCCAUAAUCGUUUUGUCGCUUUCGAUAACAAACAAGCUCUUACGUUGAAGAAAAUAAUCCUUUCUUUUAAUGCUAAGGACAGAGCACGGAUAAAGGCUGCAAUUGAAGACAACCGUAAUAUUACUCCGCUCCCUUCUAUUCCUUCAGAGUCAUGGGUUGCCAAACUACCAAAGAUUCCGGUUUCUCAGGAUAAAUUAAAUUCAGUAUUUGUAAACGAUAUAAAAGCCGGGUACGUUGCACCUCUGUCAUCGGAAACCCUCGAACUUCCGGACCAGGAUGUUUUAAAAACAAGGAUAACUGCAAUUGCCCUUGAAAACGGGCUGCUUGGAGGUAUUCAAAAAGAUGUGCCCGCAAUCAUCCUCGCAGGGCUUGAAAGUCAUCUCAAAAACUUGUUUGCAAAAUGUCUGUCGAUUGUAAAUAAGAACUUGCGGCAAACAUCAGAAGACGAAGCACCACGCAUUGGAAUUCAUGACAUAAACCUGGCUUGGCAAGUUGAACCACACGCACUUAUUGAACCAUUUAUGCACCCACGCCGCUUGCAGUGCCUAGUCAACAAACGGAAUGCCACCGACGAAGCAAAAAUCAUUGAGGAGGUACCGGUGCAUUCCCCUAGCUCGUCUCAAAGUGAACGUUGGCAAGUCGCAAAGGUUCUUGACGAAGUGCUGUCAGUAAAAAUGCCGUAGUCUUAAUACGUUAACACUUUACACGAAUCUACCAAAUAUGUGUAUGCGAAUGAUUUCAUUAGCAGUCUAGAUGUGAACAAAAAAGUCUGUCUAAUUCUGUUUUAUACGCAAGUCUGUAUUGACAUCAAUGCCUGCGUAGGGAGUUAGCUCCCGACGAACACUUGGAUCUUCAGAGGGACGCGUAUUUGUGGUGCGUAUCUCAAGUUCACCAAUUUCAGUCUCAACGACCUCUUCCAUAGGAACUUGUUUUUCGGAGAAUGUGCUCUUGGUGUUCUUUUCACUGUGAUGUUCAUCCGAAAUGUGCAUUUCCAGAGCGGCGUUUUCGAAAAACUUACGGUCCUCAGGAUCCUCCCAGAACCGGCGAUCACCCUUCAACAAACGUUGAACCCAAGGAGGCAAAAUACCACCCUCCACUCUCCAAGUCCAUGGUUCUUUCUGGUCAGCGUCAGCAGGUGUGAGCUUUCCGAAAGAGACCUUUCCGACAACCCAAGUCAGAGUAUUCAGAACGAUGUACGUAACGAUACCGCAAAUAAGUCCGUAGGCAAUGGAAUACGUAAAAGGCAUCAAAGCAAUCGUAAGAAAAGCGGGGAUAGAAUCACCCAUAUAACCCCAGUUGACAAGGGCAGCACUCUUCAUCAUCAUACUGCCGACAAUAACAAGAGUGGAACCCGUGGCCCAGACGGGGAUAGAAGCAAAGAUGGGCGAGAAGAAAAUGGAAAUGAAAAAGCAGGCACCUACAGUGAUACCGGUCAGACCAGUACGACCGCCCUCGGAAAUACCGGAACCAGAUUCAAUAAAGGCGGUAACGGGAGAGCAUCCAAAAAGCGAACCAACGGAAAUACUUAAGGCAUCGGUCAUAUACGCCAAGGCAGAUCCUUCAAAAUCUUGAGUACGAUCAUCAACGAGACCCGCAUAGCGAGCCAUGGCAUACAAAGUACCGGUCAUAUCCAUAAUGUCGACGUACAAGAAGGUGAUUAAGGCGAUGCCAAACUGUCCACCCGACACAUGCCAAUCUUGUGCCGCAAGAAUGUCCUUAAUUUUUCUGAAGCUAACAACCUGCUUGAAAUACUCGAAGUUAGAAUCGCCUGUUGCUGUAUGCGGGAACAUUGUUACGCUCGUGUUCCUUGGCCAACUGAUAAUCGUCACCAAACCAAUACCACAAAGAACGGCACCCUUGAAAUGAUACAUCAUCAAAACAGCGGUCAGAACACCACCAGCAAAGAUACCAAGCCACAUGGUAGGUGAUUCCAACGUAUGACCAUUACAUGAAUAAUCACUGGUCAGGUACUCAGAAGGACAUCCUCCAAGACCAAUAAUGUCUGAAUCAGAAUGUGCAAGAACACCAAGACCAGCGCUAGGCGAAAGACCAAUAAUGGUUAAGUAGAGACCAAUGCCUGCACCAGUAGCGAAUUUGAGUGACGCAGGAAUCGCUCGCGCAAGCCAUUGACGCAGACCAAGAAUAGUAAGACCAAAGAAGAUGAAACCCUCAACAAACACAGCCAACAAGGCUUCGCGGUAAGAAACACGACCAGUACCAUUGGUACCGACAACCUGAUACGCAAAAUACGCGUUCAGACCCAUACCGGGAGCCAUACCAACUGGCAGAUUCGCAAACAAACCCAUACAGACAGAAGCGAUACAGGAAACGACAGCUGUCGCAGUGACAAUGUCACGGUGGAUGCUGCUCCGACAGAGCUCAUAGGCAGCAUCAUUUUUACACGUAGGGUCCUCGGCGUUUGUACAGACACACGUACCACCCGUAGAACUCAAAAUGGACGCGUUCACAGCCAGAAUGUAGGCCAUUGCACAGAACGUAGUUAAUCCAGCACGGAUUUCAACAGAGAAGCGCGAGCCCUUACGCUCACGAGGGUGGCCGCAACCUUCCAAACGAAACCAUCGUCCGACGGGGGAGCGAGCGACACGCAGAUCAAGCUCUUCAAAAAAAUUCGAAAACCGAGAAGCCAUAUUUACAACAAAGCAACGAAAAGAAACCAGAAAGCCACGGAUCACAACCAAAUGUGAUUUUAUAACAAGAAAACUCUUUGUUUCAAUGGUAAUCCAGUUACCACAAAAUACAAUUAACACGCGUUCGAGUAAGCAACGAGACGCGUUACAAACCGUUUACCAAUAAUACCAAAAAAAACCCAAAUAAAAAAGAAAUUAGAAAAGAAGCCAGAACAGCAGAAAACUAAGGCAAUUUCACAGAGGAGUGCCCAAGCUAUUCAAGUUGACGCUGCCGCUAAUUAGAUGUCGUGGCCGAAAGAAGCCAAGAAAGCGCCCAGGCAGCAGAUUUGCGUCCAAGGAGUAAACUAUUACAGAACUGUACAAUGAGCGGCUUCUUCGGCAACCACUAUAUACACAAGUACUGGCAGUGUUCAAGCACAACGAUAAUGGGAGACGACAAGAACAAUAGCUUGGGGUGGCGAUUGCCACGCAUAUUAUACUUUUGGUCACAUUCAGUGGACAAAAGAUAUGAAUAGCAUUUCUUCUCCGAACCAAUCAAGCGCUGGCUCGGAUUAUCAGUAAGCGAAACAUUGACCAAUCACAGGUUUUCGCUUAAAAAGUAACGCUUUCUCAUGAACAUAAGGGGGAAUUAUCGACGAUAUGGUACCAGCCAAUCGAUAACAAGACAUCAAGAUAAACAAUGCUGAUAAC